Molecule: messenger RNA, 1757 nt
Organism: Lactuca sativa (garden lettuce)
Lineage: Eukaryota; Viridiplantae; Streptophyta; Magnoliopsida; Asterales; Asteraceae
Product: cytochrome P450 76C1
Molecular function (GO): monooxygenase activity; oxidoreductase activity, acting on paired donors, with incorporation or reduction of molecular oxygen; iron ion binding
Source: RefSeq, a predicted model, not a curated record
AUUUUGUUUGAUGGUAUUCACAUUCACUAUUUUCAAAAUAUGACAGACCUCGGCGACCAGGGUUCAUCAUGGUGGUCGGAACUGCUGGGCAGCAACAAAGAUCACCUUACUCUUGCAGUAGUUGCCACCAUUUCAGUAAUGAGCCUUGCUAUUUUAUGGCGGAGAUGGAAGUCUUCAAGCUCUUCAGGUGCACCAUCAUUGCCACCAGGUCCUCGUUCCUUGCCGAUUGUAGGUUACCUUCCAUUUCUUGGUCGUGACUUACACAAACAAUUCCGUAACAUGGCUCACACUUACGGACCGAUUUUCAAGUUUCACUUGGGAAGCAAACUUCAUGUCGUCAUAAAUACACCUGACCUAGUAAAGGCUGUGGUCCGUGAGCAAGAUGACAUAUUUGCUAACCGCAAUCCAACAGUUGCUGCCUUAGCAACUUCCUAUGGAGGCGUAGAUGUAGUAUGGUCUGAUAACAGCUCAUAUUGGCGUAACCUUCGUAAGAUAUUUGCCCAUGAAGUUCUAAGCAACAAGAAUCUUGAGGCGUGCAGGUUUUUUCGAAGGGAUGAAGUUAGGAAAACUAUAAAAAACAUUUAUAGUAAAACUGGGACGGCAAUUGACAUUAGCGAGAUUGCUUUCUCAACAGAGGCUAACGUCCUCACAAGCAUGGUUUGGGAAAACACUUCAGAUCCAAACGCAAAAGGUAGCCAUUUUGGAGCAGAGUUGAAGAGGAUUUCUUCAAAUAUCGUUGAGACUCUCGGACAGCCGAAUCUCUCUGAUAUCUUCCCUAGUCUUGCAUGGCUUGAUCUACAGGGCAUCUUAAGGAAGUCGAAGAGGCAACUACAUCAGUUGGAUCAAAUUUUCACAAGCAUUAUCGACGAUCGGAUCAUAUCUAACUCCAAAAAGCCGAAGGAUUCAGCUGGGCAUGAAGGAAAGAAAGAUCUUUUACAGAUCUUAUUAGAGCUUGAGGACCAAAAAGAUGCAACAUCGAUUAGCAUCACCCAGAUUAAGGCGUUUCUCCUGGACAUUAUGGUUGCAGGAACAGAAACAACGACAACGCUGAUAGAAUGGGCAAUGGGAGAGAUCAUGCAAAAUCAUGACAUAAUGAAAAGGAUUCAAAAAGAAUUAGCAGAUAUUGUGGGAGUUGAUAACAUUGUCGAAGAAUCUCAUCUCCCCAAACUACAAUACCUAGAUGCAACAAUUAAAGAAACAUUUCGGUUGCACCCUGUAGUCCCUCUCAUACUCCCAAGAUCACCAAGCCAGGAUUGUAUAGUCGGUGGAUACACGAUUCCAAAAGGUUGUACCGUGUUUCUGAAUGUUUGGUCAAUCCAUCGGGACCCUCUGUAUUGGGACAAUCCGUUAGAAUUCAGUCCACAAAGGUUCUUAACAAACAAAUAUGAUUUCAAAGGAAGCAAUUUACACUUCAUCCCAUUUGGGGCAGGAAGGAGAUUAUGUCCAGGUGUUCCAUUGGCGGAGAAAAUGCAAAUGUAUAUCUUGGCAUCCCUCUUACACUCAUUCGACUGGCGCUUGCCGGAGGGUGAAAAGCAUGACCUCUCUGAAAAAUUUGGAAUUACUCUAAAGAAAAGAGAACCACUCAUCGUUGUUCCUUCACAAAGGUUGCCAAACGAGAACCUCUAUAUGUGAUAUAAGUUUGAAUUCCGCUCUUGAACGGUUUGUUGGUGACAUUUCAUAUAUGGUUCCUUUAGAAAGAGCAUAUGUAUAUGUAUUGUUAUGUUGAUCGAAUGUGUAUGAAUUUCUAGUUUGGGCAA